UUAUCCGGGUCCUCAAGCAGUCCAGCCAAUCAGCGCGCGUCAAGGGCGUGCGCCAGGCUCUGAUUGGUGCGUUUGGACAGCCGAGCCCUGUUUGAAAUCCGUUAACGGCGGGGGCGGAGGCGCCGCGCGGAGUGGCGGCGGCGCUGCUGAGGGUUGUAGCAGUGCAGGCAGAGGACUCGUGGGGACAGUGGGACUGUGAAGAUGUCUAAGCCAGAAUCCCGUUAUUCUUUCGAUGUCCCAAACAUCUGCAUCGAUUUUGCAACUCUGAAUGAGGAUGAUGUACACAAUGCAGACUCCUGGUUUGACCAAAAAGCCAAUCUGGAGAAUGUCCCUCCUGCAGAAAAUCUGGCAAAGGCCUCACACUGCAGCCCUGCUUUUUCAAAGCCUGAUGUUAUCCUGUCUUCUGUCCCAUUACAAGAAGUAGUGAUGAGUGAGAGCAAUGGUGAAGCAGAAUGUGCCCAGGGCAACGCGAUCCCUCAGAAUAUUGUUGGGUCCCUGGCAACCUGGAGAGCUGCUGCCCCUGCAGAGGCCCCUCAGAGACCAGGCAGGAAACUGGCUACAAAGCAGGGGAAAACACAGCAGCGCAAGCAGCCAGGCAGAAUCAAAGCAGAGAGGAUUGCUAAUACCCUGGAUAAUAAGGAAGAUGUUCCACCCUUGAAGAAAAUGAGAAUUUCUGGUAGCAGAGAGAAGGUGACAGAAGCAUCCACGAAGACAGAGGCCUUGCAGGAUCCUGACCUCUCCCCAGGGAGAGGGAAAAGCAAACUGACCAUGCCCUCCACGCCAACAAUGUUGAAGAGGACCAAACCUUCUAGCAAGCCGAAGAGUACAGAGGAGCAGGAGCUGGAAAAGAUGCAGCAGUUGCAGCAGGAGGUUAUGGAGCUGCGGAAGAAGAACGAGGAGUCUCUGAAAGCAGCUAUUGCUGGAGCAGUACAACCCUUGAAGAGACCUGUUGGUCAAGUAACAAAGCCAAUUGAUUUCCACUUCUGCACGGAGAAUAGAAUUAAACAGAAUGCGGAAAGCCAGCCUGGGAACGAGUACAAGGAGCUGGAUUUUGCAGCAGUCCUGAGGAAGCAUCCCCCUUCUCCGGUGCGAAUGCCAAAAGGACCCACUGUCCCCAAACCUUUCAAUCUGUCCCAGGGAAACAAAAGAAAACUCGAAGAAGCCACAACAGAAUAUGUGUCCUUUGCAGAGCAGGUAGAAGCGUUCCAAAAACGCACACCCCCUCGUUACCAUUUGAGGAGCAGGAAAUCUGAGGAAGGCUCAGUUUCCAAAAAGCCGGUGAAGGCUCGGCUCACACACCCCAAAACACCAGUGCUGCGAACAAAACAGCGCUUGAGACCUGUCACCUGCAAAACUGCUGCAGAGUUAGAAGAAGAGGAAAUAGAGAAAAUUCAACAGUACAAAUUCAAAGCACGAGAACUCAAUCAUAAAAUCUUUGAGGGUGGGCCACUCUUGCCCAAGAAACCCACUGUGAAGGAGCUCACCCAACCCAUUGGCUUUCAGCUGGAAGUAGAAAAAAGGAUUCAGGAACGUGAGAGUAAGAAGCAGCAGGAGGAAGAGCGCUUCGAAUUCCAUUCCAGGCCAUGUCCCACAAAAAUCCUGGAGGAUGUUGUGGGUGUUCCAGAGAAGAAAACACUUCCUGUUACAAUCCCCAAGUCUCCAGCCUUCACUCUGAGGAGCAGGACCCGUGUGUCUGGCAGAGAGGAGGAAAAGGAAAAAGAGGAGAUGGCUGUGAUCAAAGCUAAUCCUAUGCCACACUAUGGAGUGCCCUUCAAACCCAAAAUGCCAGAGCAGAGGCACGUGGAAGUUUGCCCCUUCUCUUUUGAUGCCCGGGACAGAGAGCGACAAAUACAAAAAGAGAAAAAAAUAGAAGAACUACAAAAGGAAGAGGUGCCAAAGUUCAAAGCGCUGCCUUUGCCUGACUUUGACCAAGUUAAACUGCCAGAAAAGAAGGUCAAAACCCCAACUCAGCCUGAACCAUUCCAUCUGCAGGUGGAUGAACGAGGAGCUGCCAAGCUCCAGAGCUGGAAACAGCAGCUUAAAGAGGACUUGAAAAGGCAGAAAGAGGCAGCAUGUUUUAAAGCUCGUCCCAACACAGUGACGUCCCAGGAGCCUUUUGUGCCCAAAAAGGAACAUAAGAUGCUAUCAGAGAGCCUUUCUGGUUCUGUAGUUCCUGAAAGCUUUGAGCUGGCAACAGAAAGAAGAGCAAAAGAACGGCAAGAAUUUGAAAAGCGAUUGGCAGACGCAGAAGCCCAAAGGGAGAGGUAUGAGGAGCAGAUCAGGCAGCUACAAGAGGAGCGUGAAAAGGAAGAAGUUGCUAAGCUAAGACAAGAAAUGGUUCACAAGGCAAACCCAAUACGCAAAUACCGCAGCGUAGAAGUGAAGCCCAGUGAUCAACCACUGACUAUGCCAAAGUCUCCCAACUUCUCAGACAGAUUCCGAUGCUGAUGAGCAUCCACGUGAUAACUAGAGGGAGAUCCCAUCCCUCUCCACUCCCUUGGUAGGAGAGAGGGAGCAGUUGUUUUUCCAUGACCGCUCAGUCUGAACUCCUAUGCUUGGUUCCAUUGUUGUACUGAGUAGUUAAACUCCACCUGAGCCAUGGCAUUUCAGCAGUGCCUCCUGGCCUUGCUGUGUAUCCAGACCCCUUCUGCUCUAGAGACUAAACCAGGUUUUGAUAUUGCAUACAGAUAUUGUGUACCUAAAUAAAAAUUCCUAAUCUGCUUGCUGUCUCUGGCUAGUGGGCUGAAGCCCUUUCCUGCAGAAGAGUUUUUGGUAAAGACUGACCUCACAGAUGUGUGCAUCUGGCAGAGCUGUCUUGUGUUUGUACACUAAGUGCUAUUUUCAAGUGUCUGUUUUUUAGCCUUUUAAGUCUAUAUUUAGCUUGAAUUGUGUUAAGUGAGGUUCCCUCAAGCCACUGUAGCGUGGGUCUGGCCUUCCUUGAUGUUUAGAUGACCACAAAUAUAAUUCUUGCCCACGCUUAAAAGUAGUUCUUUGUGUAUAUUAGAGCAUUAAACCAUCUUUUUUAUAGCUGAAGUCCUUCUCUUUGGGGAACCAUUUAUCUGGCAAGUGACUUGCUGUGAGCUGCUGCCCCAGCUCCUGCCAGUGCAGGUCUCUUGGCUACAGAGCCAUCAGCAUCUCUGGCCAGUUUGGGCAGUGAGCAAAGCUAAAUAUAGCCCAAGUGCUCAAAUGUGCUGGAGGACAAAACUGCUGGCAUUGUGAAGAGUGGACACAUCUAGAUUAAAGUUUUAAUAAUUAUUUCUUA
Messenger RNA from Prinia subflava (tawny-flanked prinia), 3262 nucleotides. RefSeq names its product TPX2 microtubule nucleation factor (gene TPX2). Lineage: Eukaryota; Metazoa; Chordata; Aves; Passeriformes; Cisticolidae. The coding region runs from base 202 to 2448 and encodes 748 amino acids. Gene Ontology annotation, cellular component: spindle; microtubule. The transcript has 17 exons. Gene Ontology annotation, biological process: regulation of mitotic spindle organization; activation of protein kinase activity. The record is from RefSeq and is a predicted model, not a curated record.